GUGUUGCAGGUUAUGCAUGUCUUGUGCGAUGGAUGUAUAGAGGGGGGGCCGUUAGGGAUGACUCCAAACUGGAGGACGGAAGCUUACUCGGUGCCCUGUAUGUACACGCUUUUGCAGACUGACAAGCAGCUGUCGAUCCUGGGUCCAUGCUUGGUCCACGCUGAUUGGACGGUUGCUUUUGUUCUACAGCAUGCGUUGCAAGAGGGUCGUGCUCGAUGCAUGUGAUUGUACUGUACUGUACUUCUCCACUGCUGUCGCAUGUCUACGGAGUACGGAGUACGGGGUACUUUUAUUGUUUUAUGCCCCUCCUGUUACUCGCAAUUCCAAUGUACAGUACAUACAGCACAGCACAGCACAGCACAGCACAGCACAGCACAGCACAGCACAGCACAGCACAGUAAUGUACCUCCCUCCCCCGACUCCGCGUAAAACACAAGAGUCCAUGUUCAUGUUCAGUUCAGCUCGAUUCAUA
Molecule: messenger RNA, 472 nt
Organism: Aspergillus uvarum CBS 121591
Lineage: Eukaryota; Fungi; Ascomycota; Eurotiomycetes; Eurotiales; Aspergillaceae
Exons: 1
Coding region: 259-429 (56 amino acids)
Source: RefSeq, a predicted model, not a curated record